AAAGGAAUCUGUCUUAACGCGGAGGAUGAUGAGAGGGGAAGAAAUGAGGUGAGGAAAGCAGAGGAGGGGAGCAGAAAAGAAGGAGGGACCGUGGAGGGAGAGGAGCGUGCAUAAGAAAGCAGCUCCACCCUCCACCUCUCCCCUGGACGGGACGGGACGGCCGCACAAAAACACCAAUCAGCAGGAACCGAACGGGAUCUAACUCUCCGUGUCCUCGCCGCGUGAAGCCAUGCUCCCCCGCGCGCUCUGCGUGACUCUGCUGGCCGCGGCGUGCGCGCUGUGGCCGCCCGCCGUCCGGGCGGCGUCCUGCGAGCCGGUGCGGAUCCCCCUGUGCAGGUCCAUGCCGUGGAACAUGACCAAGAUGCCGAACCACCUCCACCACAGCACGCAGGACAACGCCGUGCUGGCCAUCGAGCAGUUCGAGGGGCUGCUGGGAACCGGCUGCAGUCCAGAUCUGCUCUUCUUCCUGUGUGCCAUGUACGCCCCCAUCUGCACCAUUGAUUUCCAGCACGAGCCCAUCAAGCCGUGCAAGGCGGUGUGUGAACGAGCCAAGUACGGCUGUGAGCCGGUGAUGAAGCGCUACAACCACAGCUGGCCCGACAGCCUGGACUGCAGCGAGCUGCCGCUGUACGACCGCGGCGUCUGUAUCUCACCUGAGGCCAUCGUCAAAGCAGAAGGACCAGAUCCCUACAAUCCCGACUUGAGCAGGUGUAAUCCAGAAUCCAGUCCAGACUCUCCAAUGGACUCCAACAGCUUCCACUGCCGAGGACCAAACGCAGGCUGCAAAUGUAAGACGGUCAAAAUGAGUCUGAAGACUUACCUGAGGAACAACUACAACUAUGUUAUCCGAGCGAGGGUCAGAGAGGUGAGGAACCGCGGCCUGGAGCCCACCGCCGUGGUGGAGGUGAAGGAGGUGCUUAAAUCCUCCCUGGUUAACAUUCCCAAGGAGACGCAGACCCUCUACUACUCAUCCUCCUGCUUGUGUCCUCCUCUGGUUCCUGGGGAGGAGUACAUCAUCAUGGGUUAUGAGAACGAGGAGAGGUCCAGGUUGCUUCUGAUUGAAAGCUCCAUAGCUCAGAAGUGGAAGGAUAAAAUGGGGAGGAAAGUAAAGAGAUGGGAUGUGAUCCUGCAGGGAAAAAGCACAACAGCCUUGCGCCGGGGUCGCCCCUGAGACCUGAUAGUGUGUCUGAAGGCGUGUGUGUGAUUGUACGAGUGUGUGAAGGUGUGUGUCUGUGUGAGUGGAUGACAGUGUGUUUGUGUAGAUAUUGCACUAUCGCAGGCUAUUGUAGCUGAAUGUAGUUCAUCUCUUUACGUAUCAAACUGUUGUAAUCCCAUUUUUGCCGUCUUUUUUCUUUGCACAAACAUUUAGUGUCUUUUUGUUUGUGUAGAUGUUUGUAAAUACACUUUGAGCACCAUACUGAGGAUGUGGAUGCACAGCAAAAAAGUUGAUGGGAAAGUUUUUUGUUUUCCUGCACUGCCUGUUUUUUGUGGUUUGUGUUUGUAAUCACCCUUGAUGUCAUUAAUGCGACUGUAAAGACCUUUUUGCUUAAACAUGAUCAUAGAACUUUCCUCUACUACAAAGGUCUGGAGUGAUAUUUGUGCCACCAUAUUUCAAGCAAAGGUCACAGUUUGGAGAUCAUAAAAUAACUUCAAACAAAAUGUAAUGUGUGAAGAACAAAAAAUCAUAAUUUGCAAACGAAAAUAUUUAAUAUUUGCUUUCGAAAGCUUUUGUUUUUCUUUGCUUUAAAAAUAUUUUUGUGUUUGCAAACCUUUU
Messenger RNA from Oryzias melastigma (Indian medaka), 1774 nucleotides. RefSeq names its product frizzled related protein (gene frzb). Gene Ontology annotation, molecular function: Wnt-protein binding. Lineage: Eukaryota; Metazoa; Chordata; Actinopteri; Beloniformes; Adrianichthyidae. The record is from RefSeq and is a predicted model, not a curated record. The transcript has 8 exons. The coding region runs from base 230 to 1171 and encodes 313 amino acids. Gene Ontology annotation, cellular component: cytoplasm. Gene Ontology annotation, biological process: non-canonical Wnt signaling pathway; canonical Wnt signaling pathway.